AUGGGCCUCCUGAAGGUUGGAAAGCCUUUACAUUGGAACGACUCCCUGGAGCAUUGCCACUACAUCCGUCGUCAUGGGGUUCUUCAGUUCAUGGCCAACUACAGACGUCUACGCCAUUUGGCAAAUGAUCGCCUCUUCUAUGGUGACGAGAUCGAGUACGCAUUGUUGAAGAUUGACCCUGUCAGCAAGAGAGUGCAAUUGAGUUUGCGGGGACCUGAGGUCAUGGAGGGCUUGCGGAAACAGGAGCAGGACAUGAACGCCUUUCGAGGUUGUGCUUGGCAUCAAGAAUACGGUAGCUGGAUGCUCGAGGGUACUCCCAGCCUUCCAUAUGGUGGCUACACUAUGAGUCUUGUGAGUGUCGAGCAGAAUAUGCGGUUGCGCCGGGGAAGGCUGCUUUCUGUCUUGCGGGAGGACGAGAUUGCUCCGACCCUGGUGACCUUCCCAUUGAUGGGCGUCGGAGAUUUCGUAGAUCCCUCAGCUCCACCAGGUGGCGAGGCAUCCGAGUCGGAGUUCGUCCCGGACACUUGCAUCAACCCACAUCCAAGGUUCGCGACACUCACUGGCAAUAUCCGCCGACGAAGAGGCAGCAAGGUGGACAUUCGCGUCCCGCUCUUCAAGGAUGUGAACACGAAGGAGUUCGAAAAAGAGGCUGCGCCAGACAUCCACAUGGAUUGCAUGGCCUUCGGCAUGGGCUGCUGCUGCCUUCAAGUCACAUUUCAGGCCAGCGACAUCGAGGAGUCGCGGCUCCUUUAUGAUCAGCUUGCGGUGCUCGCCCCAAUCAUGAUGGCGCUCACAGCUGCAACGCCCGUAGUGAAGGGCCGACUGGCAGCCACUGACGUGCGGUGGAACAUCAUCAGCCAGUCAGUAGAUGACCGCACACCGGCUGAGCGCGGCGAGGGCGAGUCCAAACCGGAGCCACGUAUGGCAGGGGAUGGUACUCGCAGGCAAACCAAGAGUCGGUAUGACUCUAUCUCCUGCUACAUCCACCCCGGCUCAAAAGCUUACAACGACAUCGCUUGUGAGAUCGAUGAAGAGACAGAGAAAAUGCUUUAUCAGGAAGGAGUUGAUGAAGCACUGUCCAAGCAUAUCUCUCAUCUCUUCACUCGCGAUCCACUUGUGGUCUUCGACGGCCAUGUGGAGCUGGAUGAUGACCAGUCAACCGAUCAUUUCGAGAGCAUUCAAUCGACAAACUGGCAGACGGUACGGUGGAAGCCUCCGCCAAUCCCAAGCAAUGCUUGCUCUCCCCACAUUGGCUGGCGGACAGAGUUCCGGUCAAUGGAGGUGCAGAUGACAGAUUUCGAGAAUGCAGCUUUCACUGCCUUCAUCGUCAUCGUUACUCGAGCAAUUCUAGUCUUCAACUUGACCCUGCUUUGCCCGUUGUCAUUGGUAGAUGAGAACAUGAAGCGCGCUCACGGAGUUGAUUCUGUCCGUCGAAGCAAGUUCUGGUUCCGGAAACACAUUCUGCCCGAUGACACCGACGACGUGAUGCAGCAGCUCUGUCCACAGCAAGGGCCCAAGGCAGAAUCCAAGUCUAGUUUCGAGGAGAUGACCAUGGACGAGAUCAUGAACGGCAAGAGCUGCUACUUCCCCGGACUCGUGCCCUUGUGUUAUGCCUACUUGGAGCACAUUGGUUGUGACGAGAAUUCUUUCAAGAGGCUGGACCAGUACCUGAAACUCAUCAAGGACAGGGCAACUGGAGAGCUGAUGACUCCCGCGACUUGGAUGCGAAGCUUCGUUCACGCCCACAAAGAUUACAAAAUGGAUUCCGUAGUCUCCGAGACCAUCGCUUACGAUCUCGUCCAUGCUUGCAGUGAUAUCGGUCUAGGAAAACGGCCUUGCCCCGAGCUGCUUGGAGAGGUCCAAAUCGAGCCGGUCUUGAAGGAGGGCCACUACGAGACCCCACUCUUCGGGGAGAAGCUUGGCCCAGAAGAUCGACGAGGCCUGCUUCAGAAGAUCAUGUCUCGAGCUGCCCAAUGUGAUGGGACCUUUUCUGCUCCUUCCAGCGCUCAUAUGCGGCGCCAGAGUAGCGGUGCAGUUUCCGGCCUGGAUGCGGUAAGCAGACAGGGCAGCAUAGAAAUUCGAGAACAUGGAGGCUACGUCGGCUAG
Messenger RNA from Symbiodinium sp. CCMP2456, 2106 nucleotides. The record is from the annotation of a GenBank genome assembly. Lineage: Eukaryota; Dinophyceae; Suessiales; Symbiodiniaceae.